AUUAAAGCAAGUCGAAACUAUGGAGGAGUAUCAAAAAGGUUUGAGGAUAUAAAAUCCUUAGUGAAAAGGAUGAAUUUAAGCUUUACUAAAGGAUAUUUGGUCAAGCUAUUCAUAGGGGCAUUAAGAGAAGACCUAAGUUUGGUCGUGAAGAGGUUCAAACCCAUAAACCUUCGAGAAGCCUUUGAGUAA
Dovyalis caffra is the source of this 189-nucleotide messenger RNA. Lineage: Eukaryota; Viridiplantae; Streptophyta; Magnoliopsida; Malpighiales; Salicaceae. The record is from the annotation of a GenBank genome assembly.